CUGGAGUCACUAAUAGCCUCUAUAUCGUCACUGUGGGACGCAAUGAACGCAGACAUAGAGCUGUACCUGUCCCAAAAAAUGGCAAACACAAAAGCGUCGGAAAUCAACGGAAAAAAGGGAGAAGCACAGGAGGAGAAGGAAGAAAAAGGAAUGUUCUGGGAAAAGAUGCUUACCACAAAGUUCCCGUACGUCGCACCAAACGGAGGAGAAGGAGAAGUGGACCUGGACGAGUUCGUGUACAUGUUCGACAACGACCAGUUCCUCUUCCCAGACGAUUUCUACGACGAGGCGGAGUGGGAAAAGGUGAAGGAGGAGUACAUAGAGUCGAACAUGGGAGUGUUCCAGUGCAAAAAGGAGGCGCUGGUGAGGUCAGUGAGGAGAGCACGCACGGACAGUAACAUCGACGAGUCGGGGUUGGUGAAGGCGCUCAAAUACAACUGCCACCACUACGGGAAAAUGUUUUUCAUGAUUUACGACAAGUACAAGUCGCUGAAGGCGACACACAACAGCCUGAAGACAGAAGUGUCGAGACUGAAUAAGCAGAACGCGUUCCUGAAGUUUGAACUUAGAGCGCAGAGCCCGGAGGACGCGAAGAAGGACCUGGAAACGGCGUCCUCGUCUACGGAGUCGGACGCGGAGCAGGUGAAGGUGGUGGAAAACCUGGAGGAGGUCACGGAGGAGAUGAUACUGGGCUCAUCGCUGUACAACAGACUCUUCAACUACGCGAAGAACAUGGACAAGGAGAUGGCGCGCCUCGAGGCGGAAAACUCAGAGCUGAGAACCAAAAUAUCGCAUUUGAUGGAGGGGCCGGGGGAAGAGUACUCAGCCGUGAAGACGGAGUUUGACAAAAUGUCCGAGGAGCUGAGGACGAAGGUGACCGCGUUCGAGACCGACUACCAGGAGACGGUGCGGGAGGCGGCGACGCUGAGGGAAAAGUACAGGUUCGUCGACCAGGAGCUUGAAAGGUACAAGGACGAGAACGCGAAGCUGUCGGAGGAGCUGAACCGGCGUGAGAUGAAGAUAUCGAAGCUGCUCCAGCACAACGCCUCGAUUUGCAAGGCGGUGGCGAGCGAUAACGCGUCCGACCGCAGCACCCCCGGGGAGGGAGGAAGCAGCCUGUCGCGCAAAUCCGAGGGAAGUAAAGGGGCCUCUCCAGGGGACGGAGACGGAGGCGGCAGUCAGCCAGUUCCGCCCAGCGCGAGUGCUCCAAGUGUCGCCAGUGCCACCAGUGCUUCUGCUGCGACUAGUUCUGCUAGUUCGGCUAGCGUGUCGAGCGGAUCCGCCAGCCCAGCUUCAGCCAAGGACGCCGAGUUCUACAAGGAGCAGCUGCUGAACAUAAGCGAGGAGCUGGAGGAGGUGAGCAUGGCCUUCGAAAAGAAGCAGAGGAUGUGCGACGAGCUCAUGCGCCAGCUCAACGAAAUGGAGUCGACGCGCGAGAGGCUGGCGAGGACGGAGAGCGCCUACGCGAGUCUGAAGGAAAGGUUCGACAAACUCGUGACGGUGACCAACAGCAAAGUGUCCGCGCACGCCGCCAAGAGCGAGUCGCUGGAGAAGAUCGUCGACGGCUACCGAGACGCGUGGACGCACGCGCACAAGAGGGCCAAGUAUAUGCAGCACCAGCGCGACGUGGCGGUCUCGGCGGUCUGCGAGCUGCAGGCGCAGUACCGCAGGAGCUGCCGUGCGCAGAAGUCGCUGCAGGACUACGUCGCGGCCAUGAGGACCGGCGCGGCGCGGACGCCGAGCAUGGACGCGAGCCUCGGCGACGUCGAGAACCUGAUUGCGCAGGAGAACGCGGUGCUCCGCCGGCGCAUGACCUGCUCAGUCUGCUCCGAGAACUUCCGCGACCACGUGAUCGCCAAGUGCGGCCACGUCUUCUGCGGCGUGUGCCUGAGCAACAGCAUCCGCUCGCGCAACCGCAAGUGCCCGCAGUGCAAGAUCACCUUCGACCGGAACGACACGCAGAGGAUCUUCUUGGACUGA
Messenger RNA from Theileria orientalis strain Shintoku, 1980 nucleotides. RefSeq names its product possible RING-finger-like protein. The transcript has 2 exons. NCBI's taxonomy places the organism in Eukaryota, Apicomplexa, Aconoidasida, Piroplasmida, Theileriidae. The record is from RefSeq and is a predicted model, not a curated record. Gene Ontology annotation, molecular function: metal ion binding; ubiquitin protein ligase activity. Gene Ontology annotation, cellular component: HULC complex; nucleus.